UCUGACCACUUCUACCACAUCAUGAACAAUUCGACUAUGACAGCUUCGGGAAAUAAUACUCUCCUUGAUCAAUGGAACUCGGAAUUUGUGCGGGUGUUACGGUCUGACACCCUGAUGCUUGUAUUGUACAUAGUAAUUGGCGUGAUUGGUAACUCUCUUGUUAUCACUGUGUACACUCUACGUUUUCGGGACAAAAGUGAAGACCGGUUCUUUAUUCCAUACCUUGCAGUUAUUGACUUGAUCGCAUGUCUGGUUUGCUCUUCGUUCGGCAUUUCUGUAAACCAGUAUGCAGUAACUUUUACCAACGACGCAGUUUGCAAAGCCUUUUGGGUAUUUAGCUUAUUUACCACAGGGACUUCAAUAUUCACCCUAUUACUUAUCGCGGUCCAUCGAUAUCAGAAGAUCUGUCGACCAUUUCAACCACAGAUGACCCACCGAAGGAAACAGCUUGGUUUGGUAGUAUGCAUUGUGGUAGCGAUGUUUACGUCCCUCCCAGCACUUGUUUUCUACGGAACCUCUCCUGUAAGCCACCCAAAAUACAACAUCACAGGAACGCGCUGUGCUAACAUUCGUGGUCCGUGGACAAAGGCAGUGGCUAUAUCAUACAAAGCGGCUAUAUUGCUCAUUGGCCUCGGAAUACUAGUUAGUCUGGUGGUUCUUUACUGUUUGAUAGGAAGAGCCGUCUUUCGGAGAAUCGAUUUCAAUAAAAAAAGACAAGAGCAAACAUCAAUUCCAAACGCACCGUCAUCUAUGACCUCGCGAGAUACUAUCGAAUAUAUCUCGGAAGAUAGGAAUAAACUUUCGCCAAGGACAACUACGAAGACAAAGAAGAUCCCUGGAUACCGAUUGUCAAUUAUGUUCAUGUUAAUUACAGGCGUAUUUGUUGUCUGUUUCAUUCCAAAACUUGCCAUGAUGGUGUUUGAAUCUAGACAAGAACAAUUCUGGUUUACACUUGAUAUCUCUGGCUACAAAGUAUUCCGGUUUUUAUAUACAAUGUACAUUAUAAACAGCAUUGCUAACCCUAUAAUAUAUGGAUUCCAUGACAGAAAGUUUAGACAAGAACUUGCAUCACUUUGUUGUAACCGUUGUAAUUGUAUCUCUUUGGCAUAUGGUAGGAGAUGAAAUGUCGAAAAAUGUGGAAAGAGGUGAAAUAUGAAACAAUAUAGGUGUAUUUUAUCCUGUAUAUAUCAAUGUAGGUAAGUUUUUAUGUAUUUUUUCACUAUGUAGUGUACAUAAGUGCAUGUUUGUGUAGUUAUCUCUUAAAUUGUAUUGUAGAUGUGCGUAGUUACGUUUUUAGGUCUGUGCUAGUAUCAUUGUAACCUGAAUUUCAUUUACAUAAGUCAUUUUAACCCAUUUUAUAACAUCAACUUAUUGCAUUGGUCUAUAUUACUAUUUAGUUACUUAGCUCUUGGAUGAAGAUUUAUAUAAUUGUAUGAUAUCAACUUAAUUCUUGACCAUAGUUCUAUGUAAUUGUGUUAUAUAAACUUAGCUCCUAGAUAUAGGUAUCCAUACUUGUACAAUAUCGACUUAGCUCCUCGAGGCAGCAAGCUGAAAUGAGAAGAAAGUGGUCAGUGUCUUAAAAUAUCAGCUGUAUUUUGGCGGGGGUGAAGGAAAACAAAAUUGGCGUGUCUUACAGCUCAUACUUUCAGACACUGGUCAUAUAUUCUAUUUAUUCUGCAACAUUUACGCUAGAGUGUUCCUGAUCAUGUCAGACUAAUUACUCCCAGCGCAAGUGUAGUCCCAUACUUCAAUGGAUAUCAAAACCGAUUUUGGUAAAUAAUAUUGGUUGAUGCAGCAAAUAAAACCGCUUAUUUGAACAGUUAUCUAUAUUCUUAAUGAAAUAUAUAAGUUAGUUAGCAAUUCUGUCGAAUUGAUGCACUUGCUAAAAUAAGCUGUUUUCCGUCACUGCCGAAUACAGCCGGAAUUUGCAUGUAGAUAAGUAGGUGAUUGGUGUUCUCUGACAAUGGUAGCACACGAAGAAUAAACCCACAGAAUAUUGUGAGUGUGGAGUACGGUCAUUGUUAUACCAUUUGCCUUAUUGUAUAAUAAUGAUAUCUGUGUCUUAAAGACACAACUCCAUAAUUCAUCAAGUUACAAAUUAAAGAGAUUCCUUAGCCUAAGCGAGGACUAAUACUGAAUAAAGCAGUUAUAGCUAAUAUGUGGAUAUGUCAUUGAAAAUAAAA
Molecule: messenger RNA, 2183 nt
Organism: Ylistrum balloti
Lineage: Eukaryota; Metazoa; Mollusca; Bivalvia; Pectinida; Pectinidae
Product: cholecystokinin receptor-like
Exons: 1
Coding region: 22-1122 (366 amino acids)
Biological process (GO): G protein-coupled receptor signaling pathway
Cellular component (GO): membrane
Molecular function (GO): G protein-coupled receptor activity; peptide binding
Source: RefSeq, a predicted model, not a curated record